AGCCUGCCAAGGCAGCAGCACACAGCCAGCCCAGCAGCUCUACACACUGCUGUACUGCGAGCACCAGGAUGCCCGACACCAUGCUGCCCGCCUGCUUCCUCGGCCUGCUGGCCUUCACCUCUGCUUGCUACUUCCAGAACUGCCCGAGGGGUGGCAAGAGGGCCAUGUCCGACCUGGAGCUGAGACAGUGCCUCCCCUGCGGCCCCGAGGGCAAAGGUCGCUGCUUUGGGCCCAGCAUCUGCUGCGGGGACGAGCUGGGCUGCUUCGUGGGCACAGCGGAGGCGCUGCGCUGCCAGGAGGAGAACUUUCUGAGGUUGCCCUGUCAGUCAGGCCUGAAGAUUUUGGGAGUGGGACACUGUGAUGCCCUGGGCCAGUGUUGCAACUAA
Ictidomys tridecemlineatus (thirteen-lined ground squirrel) is the source of this 386-nucleotide messenger RNA. The record is from RefSeq and is a predicted model, not a curated record. NCBI's taxonomy places the organism in Eukaryota, Metazoa, Chordata, Mammalia, Rodentia, Sciuridae.